Messenger RNA from Dreissena polymorpha, 1710 nucleotides. Its product is annotated as spermatogenesis-associated protein 22-like. The coding region runs from base 99 to 1220 and encodes 373 amino acids. Lineage: Eukaryota; Metazoa; Mollusca; Bivalvia; Myida; Dreissenidae. The record is from RefSeq and is a predicted model, not a curated record. The transcript is spliced from 10 exons. Gene Ontology annotation, biological process: meiotic DNA repair synthesis; regulation of meiotic cell cycle; homologous chromosome pairing at meiosis.
AACUCUUUCCAUUACUCUGCGGCCAGUAUGUGGAACUCUCUGCCGGACACAUUCAGACAGUGCUGGUCUUACAAUCAGUUUAAAUCCCUGAUCGACCAAUGGAAUGGACCCGAUUGCAGCUGUUCUGCAUGUGCCCGGUAGGGAGCGCUGACUUGCUGGCUGGCCAGUACGGACUGAGAGCACCUGCUCCAAUAUUCAACUAUCGAAAGAGGCCUCGACAGGCAAUCACUGCAGAUCCCCCGUCUGGUAUGACUGGACCUUCAGGAGAUGCCAGCUUCAGCAAUUCCGAUUUUAUGCCAGUUGGAGGUUUUCAAAGGACACUGCAAUCAGUACACCAGAUGCCUUCUGGGACUAAAGCUGCUGGAGGACAGAGGAAUAAUGCUCCCAGCAACAACAGGUUUAGCAAUGUCCACAUCAACAAUAACGUCCCUUCACAACCAAGGUAUCCAACAACUAUCAAAAAACAGAAUAAUGUCCAACAACCCCAUACUGAAAGUUACAAUCCUAAGAAUCGAAACACCACAGUGUCCAAAAGCAGCGCACCAGUCCAGAAAAAAACACCAAGCAACUCUGAACCGGAAAUAAGUGUGCCCCAAACCAAUCCAAGACAAAAGUUUAACUUCAUUGAAACCACUGGACAAAAAACACCUGAUUCAGUGGCACAUGACAGAAAAAACCUGAUGCAGAUGGGCCCAAUGCUGCAGCCUGAAAACAUUGAUGAAUGGGAAAACAUGUCUGAAUAUCCCACAAUGCUAAACAUUGACAAACAAUCUAAACCAAGGGCUUCUAUACCGCAGAUGAAGUCUUCAAAUAAUACCAGUUCCUGUGAUCUUGAAAAGAGUACACACUUCAUCACAUGUGAUGUUAAAGAUGUACAGCGCUGGGCAUCUUUGAAAGACAAAUUACCAGUCUUGUUGGAGACGUGUGGAUAUCUGAAUUCAAAUAUAUCGAGAGCCGCUGGUGACUGCAAGGAAUUCAUGAUUCGAGAUGAGAAAAAUACUAUGAUGAAAUGCGUAUUCUAUGAGAUCGAUCGUGACUUCCCCAAAGUAACGCGUGGACAGUGUUACAGACUGGUUGGCACGUACGACAUUGAUAAGCAGCACUUUAUGUGCCUCUCUUUGAGAGCGGCGUCGGAGAAUGAACGAAAAAUGGCUGCUACUUUGGCGAAAAAGAGCUCCCUCUUCAUGUCCAAGCUUAUCCGCGAAAUACGGGAGCCUUAAACAACCUGUUUAUGAAAUGUGUUUCAGCUUUGCUGUUGUUGUUUUUGUCGUACGAUUUCGUGCACAAUGAAAUUGUGCGUAUGUGUGUUAUUUUUUACUUUAAAACGAAAUUGUUGGAAGUAAAGAGAUUUUUCGAAUUAUAUACAGGAACACGCCCUCGUGGAAUUAUAAAAUAGGAAUAUGUACUCUUUGUGACAGCGUUCUCUCGCUAUUAUUAGUGGAAAACCAUGGAUAGAUGUAUUAAGUUCUCAAUUUACCUAUUACAUGUGCACUCAAUUUAUAUAUAAUAUUUAGUUAAGUUUUCACGGAAUUCUUUUUGUAUUAGUUAUUAAAACGGUUAAAUUUUACAAAAUAUCAUUGUGUUGACAGUUGUAUUAUUUCAAACGAAAUAUGAGACUUGUUUAUGCUCAUUUAAAUGUUAAGAAAUACAUGUAAUAGUAUAAAGUAUGUGUGUUCUUUCAAAAGAAAUAAAAAUAUAUAAAACGCACAA